AUGAAGUUCAUGAAACUUGGAUCUCGUCCAGAUACUUUCUACACUUCUGAGUCCAUAAGGUCAAUCUCUUCUGAAGUUUCUAGUGACCUCAUAAUUCAAGUAAGGGGAAGUAGAUAUCUUCUUCAUAAGUUUCCUUUGUUGUCAAAAUGCUUAUGCCUGCAAAGAUUAUGCUCAGAAUCACCUCCAGAUUCAUCUCAUCACCAAAUAGUUCAACUUCCUGAUUUUCCUGGUGGAGUAGAAGCAUUUGAGAUGUGUGCUAAGUUCUGCUAUGGAAUCACCAUCACUCUAAGUCCUUACAACAUUGUGGCCGCAAGAUGUGCUGCUGAGUAUCUCCAAAUGACUGAGGAAGUUGAGAAAGGAAACCUGAUUCACAAGCUUGAAGUUUUCUUCAAUUCUUGCAUCCUCUACGGAUGGAAGGAUACCAUAGUGAGUCUUCAGACCACAAAAGCGUUGCAUCUGUGGUCUGAAGACUUGGGAAUUACAAGCAGAUGCAUUGAAAUUAUUGCGUCGAAAGUCUUGAGGCACCCUACGAAGGUGAGUUUGUCGCAUAGUCAUUCUAGAAGAGUGAGAGAUGAUAUAUCUUGCAAUGAUACAGAAAGUUUGAGAACCAAAUCAGGAAGCAAAGGAUGGUGGGCUGAAGAUUUAGCAGAACUUAGCAUAGAUCUUUAUUGGAGAGCAAUGAUAGCAAUCAAAUCUGGUGGCAAGGUUCCUUCAAAUUUCAUUGGCGAUGCGUUAAAAAUUUAUGCAUCUAGAUGGUUACCAAGCAUUUCCAAGAACGGAAAUAGAAAGAAGAAUGUUUCGCAGGCUGAGUCUGGAUCAGACUCCGCCAGCGAAAAAACUUCAAAGCAUAGGCUUCUCUUGGAGUCAAUAGUAAGCUUGCUUCCAACCGAAAAAGGCGCUGUUUCUUGUAGCUUUCUUUUGAAACUGUUGAAAGCUUCAAAUAUUCUCAAUUCUUCUUCAUCUUCAAAGAUGGAAUUGGCAACAAGGUUCAUGUUACAAGGACAAAGUCCACCAACAAGUCCUUCAAGAUCCUUGAAGACCUUUGAAAGGAGACGGUCUCGUUCGGCCGAGAAUAUUAACUUCGAAUUACAAGAGAGUAGGAGAUCCUCUUCAGGUUCUCACAGCUCAAAAUUGAAAGUGGCAAAGCUUGUGGAUAGGUACCUUCAAGAAGUUGCAAGAGAUGUCAAUUUUUCAUUGUCUAAAUUCAUUGCUCUUGCUGAUAUUAUACCAGAAUUCGCAAGACAUGAUCAUGAUGAUCUCUACAGAGCCAUCGACAUUUAUCUCAAGGCUCAUCCAGAACUCAACAAGAGUGAAAGGAAAAGAUUAUGCAGAAUUCUCGACUGCAAAAAACUAUCAAUGGAAGCAUGCAUGCAUGCAGCACAAAACGAGUUACUCCCUUUAAGAGUUGUUGUGCAAGUUCUCUUCUUCGAACAAGCUAGAGCUGCAGCAUCAGGUGGCAAAGUAACCGAAUUGCAAACCAAUAUCAAAGCAUUGCUUACAACACACGGCAUCGAUCCAUCAAAACACACAACAGCACAGUUAAGCACUACUACAAGCAUUCAAGGCGAGGAUAACUGGAGCGUUUCUGCCUUCAAGUCACCGAAACUAAGGUCGACAACUCUAAGAAUGAAACUAGCCGAAGAUCAUGACGAGUUUGCUGAAAACGGUUUGGUGAAUGACAGUGGAAUCGGAAGAAACUCUAGAUUUAAAUCCAUUUGUGCUCUUCCUACACAACCAAAAAAAAUGCUUAGCAAAUUAUGGUCUACCAAGUGA
Messenger RNA from Vicia faba (fava bean), 1773 nucleotides. Lineage: Eukaryota; Viridiplantae; Streptophyta; Magnoliopsida; Fabales; Fabaceae. The record is from the annotation of a GenBank genome assembly.